Molecule: messenger RNA, 1510 nt
Organism: Rosa rugosa (rugosa rose)
Lineage: Eukaryota; Viridiplantae; Streptophyta; Magnoliopsida; Rosales; Rosaceae
Exons: 4
Coding region: 99-1235 (378 amino acids)
Source: RefSeq, a predicted model, not a curated record
AAAGUAGUUACCCGUGGCCUCUCUUUACGGUAACUCCCUCACAGUCAGAGACCUUGACAUAUAAAUCAUGCCAGAUUCCCAAACCGUAACCGUCUUUGAUGCUUUCACACCGGAGGCGACUACCGGCGACUUUAGGCAGCCGUGAAUCCAGCAGAGCCGCCGACAUGUUGCCGGAAUCCGUAGCACUCUUCCGGCGGUUCCUCUUCUUCCUCACCGUGUUUCUAUCGUGCUUGCUCCUCUACAAAAACUCCGAUACCCUCCGCCUUCUGCAUCACUUCUCUUCUUAUCCCUCUGCUUCCUUCACCGCCUUCAAUUCCUCGCCGGUCAGUGAGGAACGAGGGAUUGAAGAGGUUUUGAAGGAUGCUGCUAUGGAAGACGGGACGGUGAUCUUGACGACGUUAAAUGAAGCAUGGGCGGCUCCAAAUUCGAUCAUUGAUCUCUUCCUUGAGAGCUUUAGGAAUGGAGUUGGCACUCAUAGGCUCUUGAAUCAUUUGGUUAUCGUUGCCUUGGACCAAAAGGCAUAUCAGCGUUGUUUGGAGGUACAUACUCAUUGCUUUGCUCUUCUUACUGAGGGAGUAGAUUUUCAUAAGGAGGCAUACUUCAUGACCCCCCAGUACUUGAAGAUGAUGUGGGCAAGGAUUGAUUUUCUCCGCUCUGUUCUUGAGAUGGGCUACAAUUUUGUCUUCACGGAUGCUGAUGUUAUGUGGUUCAGGAAUCCUUUUCCACGGUUUUAUUCGGAUGCAGAUUUUCAGAUUGCUUGCGAUCAUUUCUUAGGCAGCUCCGAUGAUUUGCAGAACAGACCUAAUGGAGGCUUCAACUAUGUGAAGUCCAAUAACCGGUCAAUAGAGUUCUACAAAUAUUGGUAUUCUUCUCGUGAAACCUACCCUGGAUACCAUGAUCAGGAUGUUCUCAAUAUGAUCAAGUUUGAUCCCUCCACUGUUAAUAUUGGACUGAAAAUGAAAUUUCUGGACACUGCUUAUUUUGGUGGAUUUUGUGAACCUAGUAGAGAUUUGAAUCAAGUUUGCACGAUGCAUGCAAAUUGUUGUUUUGGUCUAGAUAGCAAGCUUCAUGACCUUAGAAUUAUGGUUCAGGACUGGAAGGAGUUUCUGUCCUUGCCACCAAGUUUGAAGAGAACUUUGAUAUUUCCAUGGGCGGUUCCGCAGAAUUGCAGCCUUGAUUCUCUCCGUCGCUAUGAUGUACCGGAGAGUGACCCUCAACAUGGUUUGCAAGAAUGAAUUGAGAUGUACAUAGGUCUCGAGGCUUUUCCUCACAGGUAGUAUCCAGUUUUGAAUCCAAGGACCUCUAUGUUUCCACAGGUCUUCAAUCAUCGGAAGAUUUGGAAGGUGGUUCAGAGAGAACAGAGAAUUGAUCAUAAACCAUACAUUUUCUGUGCGUGGGAAAUAUUAUGGUCAGAAGUCAGAACAGAAUAUAUGCAUAGUAUUUGGGAUGAAGAACCAUCUAGACUUUACACUUGUCGUGGUCGGUAAUUAUUGAUUAAACGGAGUUCAGA